This is a messenger RNA of Cryphonectria parasitica EP155, 345 nucleotides long. RefSeq lists its product as uncharacterized. Lineage: Eukaryota; Fungi; Ascomycota; Sordariomycetes; Diaporthales; Cryphonectriaceae. The record is from RefSeq and is a predicted model, not a curated record. The annotation marks the transcript as partial. The transcript has a single exon.
CAAACGCUCAGAAAUGUAGCAGACAUCUGCUGUUCAAUUCCUCUGGCAGCAUUCUUGCUUAAGCAAGGUGCCGAUGUCAACGCCCAACAUGAUCCCAAGCAACUGACAGCACUACAACGCGUUGCAAAGCAGACAUCCAUCGAGGGUGCUAAGAUGAUGGAAUUUCUCCUGCUCAAUGGUGCUGAUCCGGAAUUGAACAAGGCAGAGCAAGAAAUCGAUAAAGGAAAAUUCGGCAUACUUCUGGUCCCAGCUCAAAAGAUCCGGGAUGAGAAGGGCGCAAAAAACAUUCAGAAAUGGUUGAGAAAGACGUGGGACGAACUUGUCGAAGAGACCAAGCAAAUCCGG